GCUCACUGGCCCGUCAGUUCGCGGGCCUCCCUGAAUACCCGCCGCGGCGCCGCGCCGACUUAUGUACCAGCGAGUGUGGGCGGGGACGGGGGUUCGGUCCGCGCUGGGCCCCCCCAGCUUCUGCCAAUGAGGAAGAAGCGAGCCUACGCCGUUUUCCCGGGGAGAUGCGCCGCCCGGUCUCCCUGCCAGCGGAGUGCUGGGCCGAGGACAGGGCGGCAGGGGUGACAGUGGGGUCUAGGAGAGUCUCAAAAUCCUAAGCUUUCAGUAUUUGUUAUUGUGAAAGAAGUUAAUUCACCUGAAACAGAGGAGGGGCAACCUGAGUUAUCAGAAAGUGACUUCCUGGCCUUCCCUUUUUUAUUGAUCAGAGGCACACAAAGCGUAGUUUCUAAGCUGAAUGAUGACAACGUUGCAGAAUAAAGAAGAAUGUGGAAAGGGACCAAAGAGAAUCUUUGCCCCACCUGCACAAAAAUCUUACAGCCUGUUACCUUGUAGCCCUAACUCCCCCAAGGAGGAGACCCCGGGGAUCAGUUCCCCAGAGACAGAGGCCAGGAUAAGCCUGCCAAAGGCCAGUUUAAAGAAGAAAGAGGAAAAAGCAACCAUGAAGAAUGUUCCAAGCAGGGAACAGGAGAAAAAAAGAAAGGCACAAAUCAACAAGCAAGCAGAGAAGAAAGAAAAGGAAAAAUCAAGUCUUACCAAUGCAGAAUUUGAGGAGAUUGUCCAGAUUGUUCUGCAGAAGUCCCUUCAGGAGUGCUUGGGGAUGGGAUCUGGCCUUGAUUUUGCAGAGACUUCUUGUGCCCAGCCCGUAGUAUCUACCCAAUCAGACAAGGAGCCAGGAAUUACUGCUUCUGCUACUGAUACUGAUAAUGCUAAUGGAGAGGAGGUACCACAUACUCAAGAGAUUUCAGUGUCUUGGGAAGGUGAAGCUGCCCCUGAGAUAAGGACAUCUAAGUUAGGCCAGCCAGAUCCUGCACCCUCUAAGAAGAAAUCCAAUAGACUCACCUUAAACAAAAGAAAGAAGGAAGCUCAAGAUGAGAAGGUGGAGAAAACUCAAGGUGGACAUGAGCACAGACAGGAAGACCAACUAAAGAAAACAGUUCAGGAUCAUUCUCAGAUCAGGGACCAGCAAAAAGGAGAGAUAAAUGGUUUUGGUCAAUGUCUGGUCUGGGUCCAGUGUUCCUUCCCAAACUGUGGGAAAUGGAGGCGGCUGUGUGGGAACAUUGACCCCUCAGUUCUCCCAGAUAAUUGGUCCUGUGAUCAGAACACAGAUGUGCAGUAUAAUCGCUGUGAUAUUCCUGAGGAGACCUGGACAGGGCUUGAGAGUGAUGUGGCCUAUGCCUCCUACAUCCCAGGAUCCAUCAUCUGGGCCAAGCAAUACGGUUACCCCUGGUGGCCAGGCAUGAUAGAAUCUGAUCCUGACUUAGGGGAAUAUUUUCUUUUUACUUCCCAUCUUGAUUCCCUGCCGUCUAAGUACCAUGUGACGUUUUUUGGAGAAACAGUUUCUCGUGCAUGGAUCCCAGUCAACAUGCUAAAGAACUUCCAGGAGCUGUCCCUGGAGCUAUCAGUCAUGAAAAAGCGCAGAAAUGACUGCAGCCAGAAACUGGGGGUGGCCCUGAUGAUGGCUCAAGAGGCAGAACAGAUCAGCAUUCAGGAACGGGUUAACUUGUUUGGUUUCUGGAGCCGAUUCAACGGAUCUAACAGUAAUGGGGAAAGAAAAGACUUACAGCUCUCUGGUUUGAACAGCCCAGGAUCCUGCUUGGAGAAAAAGGAGAAAGAGGAAGAGUUGGAAAAGGAGGAAGGAGAGAAAACAGACCCAAUUUUGCCCAUUCGUAAGCGAGUCAAAAUACAGACCCAAAAAACCAAGCCAAGAGGGCUUGGGGGUGAUGCAGGCACAGCAGAUGGCCGAGGCAGGACACUGCAGAGGAAGAUAAUGAAGAGAUCUCUAGGCAGGAAAUCCACAGCUCCUCCUGCACCCAGAAUGGGAAGGAAAGAAGGCCAAGGGAAUUCAGAUUCUGACCAGCCAGGCCCUAAGAAAAAAUUUAAAGCUCCCCAGAGCAAGGCCUUGGCAGCCAGCUUUUCAGAGGGAAAAGAAGUUAGAACAGUGCCAAAGAACCUGGGCCUAUCAGCGUGUAAGGGGGCCUGCCCCUCAUCUGCGAAAGAAGAGCCCAGACACCGGGAACCCCUGACCCAGGAGGCUGGAAGUGUCCCCCUUGAGGACGAAGCCUCCAGUGACCUGGACCUGGAGCAACUCAUGGAAGAUGUUGGGAGAGAGCUGGGGCAGAGCGGGGAGCUGCAGCACAGCAACAGUGAUGGCGAGGACUUCCCCGUGGCGCUGUUUGGGAAGUAGCUGGUGCUCCUGCGCUCCCUCCUUUUCUCCCUUCUCUGGGGCGCAGGAGGGAGAAGUUGCUAAGUGCUGGGUCUGUUCAUUGGCUAUGAGGUUCAAAUGUGUGUGGUGCAGUUUCUGUGUUAAUAAAGCAGGUUAUGGUCGA
Molecule: messenger RNA, 2486 nt
Organism: Gorilla gorilla gorilla (western lowland gorilla)
Lineage: Eukaryota; Metazoa; Chordata; Mammalia; Primates; Hominidae
Gene: ZCWPW1
Product: zinc finger CW-type and PWWP domain containing 1
Exons: 18
Coding region: 395-2344 (649 amino acids)
Cellular component (GO): nucleus
Molecular function (GO): zinc ion binding
Source: RefSeq, a predicted model, not a curated record